This is a messenger RNA of Trematomus bernacchii (emerald rockcod), 1214 nucleotides long. RefSeq names its product THO complex 3 (gene thoc3). Gene Ontology annotation, biological process: mRNA export from nucleus. Lineage: Eukaryota; Metazoa; Chordata; Actinopteri; Perciformes; Nototheniidae. The record is from RefSeq and is a predicted model, not a curated record. Gene Ontology annotation, molecular function: protein binding. Bases 36 to 1004 code for a protein of 322 amino acids. The transcript is spliced from 6 exons. Gene Ontology annotation, cellular component: THO complex part of transcription export complex.
UGAGAGAAGAAGAAGGAGAACCAUUCAGUUUCAACAUGGCGUCCAAGUACUACCAGGAGAUGCAGGAGAGCUUCAGGAACAACAACAAGAGCCGAGAGUUCCCGGCUCACACCGCUAAAGUCCACUCUGUGGCCUGGAGCUGCGACGGGAGGAGACUCGCUUCCGGAUCCUUCGAUAAAACUGCCAGCGUUUUCAUCCUGGAGAAGGACCGGCUGGUGAAGGAGAAUAACUACCGAGGCCACGGGGACAGCGUGGAUCAGCUCUGCUGGCAUCCAACCAACCCCGACCUGUUCGUCACCGCCUCCGGAGACAAGACCAUCCGCAUCUGGGACGUCCGCACCACCAAAUGCAUCGCCACCGUCAACACUAAAGGAGAGAACAUCAACAUCUGCUGGAGCCCAGACGGUCAGACGAUCGCUGUGGGGAACAAAGACGACGUGGUGACGUUCAUCGACGCCAAAACGCACCGCUCCAGAGCCGAGGAGCAGUUCAAGUUCGAGGUGAACGAAAUCUCCUGGAGCAACGACAACGACAUGUUCUUCCUCACCAACGGCAACGGCUGCAUCAACGUCCUCAGUUAUCCGGAGCUGAAGCCCAUCCAGUCCAUCAACGCUCACCCGUCAAACUGCAUCUGCAUCAAGUUCGACCCCACGGGGAAAUACUUCGCCACAGGAAGUGCCGACGCGCUCGUCAGCCUGUGGAACGUGGAGGAGCUCGUGUGCGUGCGCUGUUUCUCAAGGCUGGACUGGCCGGUGAGGACUCUGAGUUUCAGCCACGAUGGGAAGAUGUUGGCGUCAGCCUCCGAGGAUCACUUCAUUGACAUCUGUGAGGUGGAAACAGGAGAGAAGCUGUGGGAGGUGCAGUGUGACUCCCCCACCUUCACCGUGGCGUGGCACCCCAAGAGGCCGCUGCUCGCCUACGCCUGCGACGACAAGGAGGGAAAAUACGACAGCAACCGAGAGGCCGGCACCGUCAAACUGUUCGGCCUGCCCAACGACUCCUGAGACCACCAGCUCACACUCUACUGGUUACACUGGUUUCUGAAAUUAUUUAAGAAACAGUUACGCUCGUCCACCAGCAGAUGGCGCCGCUGUCACUACUUUCACUGUUUUUAUACACGGAUAAAACCACAACUCCCAGCUCUGUAAUAUAUUGUUUUUUUUUAUGUGAAAUAUACAUUUUUUUUGAUAAUAAAAAGGUGUCUUUGUAAAUAA